Molecule: messenger RNA, 627 nt
Organism: Pocillopora verrucosa
Lineage: Eukaryota; Metazoa; Cnidaria; Anthozoa; Scleractinia; Pocilloporidae
Product: neuron navigator 3
Source: RefSeq, a predicted model, not a curated record
AUGGGUUCUGCUUUAAGUUCAUACAAAUCCAAAAGAAGAGAUAAGAAAGAAUACAAGAGGAAACUGAGAGAGCAACUGAAAGAAGCACAAGAACACAUAGCUCGUCUCCAGGCACAACUUCAGUGUGAAAAUGAAUUACUUGAGGCCUUUCAAAGGUCACGAAUCGCCCCCAACGUAGGGCCUGGAACACAGAAAUAUCAAGCAGCCACUGAAAUGAUGAAAGAAGUUGAAGCUUUGGAGCGAAAGCUUUUCUUUGAGCAAGUUGCUCUGAAUGUUACAGAAAAUAGAUGUGACUUUCUGGAUAACAACUACCGUCUUCUUCACGACAAUGAGACGAACCUUUACUGGCAGAAGUCAUCCUGUCAAACAAACCUGGAGGCCUUGAAAAAGAAACAAGAGGCCAUUCAGUUCAGUCGAUUCAAAGACGAGAAUCCGCUGGAACAGUGGGUCGUCUGCUCGCUUCCAAAUCUUUACUUCGGAAGAGCUGAAACCCUAUCAUCAUGGCAUUAGUGUUCUCUUAGUUUAAAAAAUUGAAAAUGAAAACAGUGUACUGCCUUUUUUUUCUUAGAUAUUCUGAAUGUAAACAUUUGUACUAUGCCGUAGCUGAAUCUUCUAGGCAUAUGAUGC